Molecule: messenger RNA, 204 nt
Organism: Neurospora hispaniola
Lineage: Eukaryota; Fungi; Ascomycota; Sordariomycetes; Sordariales; Sordariaceae
Exons: 1
Source: RefSeq, a predicted model, not a curated record
AUGACUAAGUUAGAGGGGAUGUUACAUACAUUAAAAAAGACGAAAUUUAACGAGAUAUCAAGUAUCAUCAGCUGCACGGUCCCAUAUCAGGUGUCAUCAACUGCACGGUCCCAUAUCAGGUGUCAUCAACUGCACGGUCCCACAUUUCCUGGUUUUUGGGUGCGCCUAGGUUUUAGGGUGGGUGCACCGAGGUUUACUCUAAAU